ACAAGGAAAAGGACUCUAAGGACGCUGAGUUUGAGGCGUACCUGGUGGAAGAAAAGAAGAAGAUUGAGGCCAAGUUGGAAGAGUUGAAGGCACAAGAAGAAAAGCACGCGGCGGCCAAAGAAGUGUUGUUGACCCAAAAGCAGGAAAACCAAGACAAAAUCGACAACGAGGAACAAGAGUUGAUUGGCUCCAGAAAGACUGUUUUGGAUGACAUGCAAGCCGAAAGAGAUGAAGAAAUCGCCCCCAUUUUAGAAGAGUUGAAGGAGGAAACCGGUAAGUUGAACGAAUUGACCGACGCCAAGAAUGAGUUGGAUGAUGAGGUUACCAAGUUAUCUUCGUUGAACGAAGAGUAUACUGCCAAAAUCAAGGAAUUGGAAGAACAGUUGAAGGCGGCCGAGGAAGACAUCGAAUCGCACACCAAGAACUUGGAAGAGUCCAGUGCUAAACUUGAGGAAACCAACAAGGAGAUUCAAGAGUUGACCCAAUCGACUGAAACUGAGCUUGGCCAAAUCGACGAUGAACACAAGAAAUUGGAUGAGGAAAUCGGUACUUUGUCCCAGACCAAACAACAACACUUAGACGAUAAAACCAAACAAAAGGCCGAGAUUAAGCAACAGUUGGCUGCAAGAGUAGAAGAAGAGCAUGCUAUCAACCUGGAAUUACCUGAGCAUUUGAGAAAAGAUGUAAACGAAAAGAAGUUGGCUGAUACUUCGUCACUCUUCUCCGAUGAAGCAGCCCCUGAACCAGAAGUCAAGGCCGAACCAGUGACAAAGACUGACAAGCCUUCUGCCACUGCUGCUACAGUGAAAACCAAGAAAGUCAAAGCUUCCAGAAUCAAGAGACUUUCCAACUUCUUCAAGUCCAAACCACCCACUCCUACCAAAGUCCCCGUCAAGGUUCUGGACAUCAAAAAGGCCAACUCCAAGGCCGACAUAAAGAAGGAACCUGUGGAUGUCAAGUCGCAAAAGACCACGGAUAGCUACGACGGGUUUGAAGAAGAGAUUCCGCCAAACAAAGGAGGACUCUUCAAGGAAGAGAUUUAAUCCCAACCCUAUUUUUUUAUUGUACUUGUUUUUUCAUCACUAUUUAAAAUGAUUUGGACACCAACGUUCCAGGUGAUUUCAAGUGUACUUUAGCUACCUCAUUUGGUGGUAGUCGUUUUAAAAAGUUGUUUUAUUCUACCGUGUAUGUUUUAUUAUGUUGUAUAGAUAAAUAUUCCGCACUGAAAAGUUUUUGUACC
This is a messenger RNA of Yamadazyma tenuis ATCC 10573, 1240 nucleotides long. The record is from RefSeq and is a predicted model, not a curated record. NCBI's taxonomy places the organism in Eukaryota, Fungi, Ascomycota, Pichiomycetes, Serinales, Debaryomycetaceae.